AUGUCAUGCAACACGACGCUGGAGGACUUGCACAUCAUCGAAGAGCCGCUAUGGAAGGACUUUACAUUUCACCACUUGGGUCUGGCAUUGGGCGCGGUCUUUGGCCUGCUAUCGGUCAUAAUAUCACUGUGUUUGAUCGCUCAGCAUGCGCUGCAUUACUCGAAACCGACGGAGCAACGCCAUAUUAUUCGCAUACUGUUCAUGAUACCGGUCUACAGCGUUGUUAGCUUCCUGAGUUUCCUCUUCUACAGGAAGGCGAUAUAUUUCCAAGUGAUGCGAGACUGCUACGAAGCAUUUGCGAUAUCGAGCUUCUUCGCUCUGCUAUGCCAUUACAUCGCUCCGGAUCUCCAUGAGCAGAAGAUGUACUUCCGAACGGUCACGCCACAGAACUGGUUCUGGAAGGCAUUUUGGUUGCAGUCUUGUACCGGAGGUGAGAACAAAGGUCCGUUUCGGAGACCGAGGAGCGGUCUAACAUGGUUCAACGUCAUCUGGGUUGGCAUCUUCCAGUACUGCUUCAUACGAGUAUUCUUCACGAUUGUCUCCGUCAUCUCUGAAGCGUUUGGACGAUACUGCGAGGCUUCUCUCCAUCCGGCCUUCGCGCAUAUUUGGACCAUGGUCUUUGAGAGUAUUUCGGUUACGAUCGCGAUGUUUAUGGUCGUCCAGUUCUACAUCCAACUCAAGCCCGACCUGGCCGAACACAAGCCGGGCAUCAAGGUCGUGUCCAUCAAGCUGGUCAUCUUCUUCUCCUUUUGGCAGACGAUAAUAAUAUCAUUCCUAUCGUCAUCCAAAGGACCGCUACAGCCGACGAAGCAGCUUGCCUAUCAAGACAUCAAGAUUGGGAUACCAUCCGUCUUGCUGAUCAUUGAGAUGGCCUUGUUCUCGGUGUUGCACGUCUUCGCCUACCCCUGGAAGCCAUACAGCAAAAAGCAUGCAUCGAAGGAUGAUCUCACGCCGUUGGACUCCGACCGCACCGAACCGGCGCUGGAGUACUACGGAGGCUUCAUGGGCAUCCGAGCAAUUACGGAUGCAUUCAACCCAUGGGAUAUUGUAACAUCGAGCGCUCGAGGAUUUCGAUGGCUGUUCGUCGGGAGCAGAGUCCGACACCGCGAUACGAGUUAC
This is a messenger RNA of Zymoseptoria tritici IPO323, 1119 nucleotides long. RefSeq lists its product as uncharacterized. Gene Ontology annotation, molecular function: transporter activity. NCBI's taxonomy places the organism in Eukaryota, Fungi, Ascomycota, Dothideomycetes, Mycosphaerellales, Mycosphaerellaceae. The record is from RefSeq and is a predicted model, not a curated record. The transcript has 3 exons. The annotation marks the transcript as partial. Gene Ontology annotation, biological process: transport.